AUGAUCAGCAUUUUGUUGCUUUUUCAAGGAUUGUUCACGCCGAUUGUUUACGCGAAUGAAUUGGUUGAGACACCGUAUGGAGAUUUGAAGGGAUUCAGUUAUACAACAGCUAAUGGAAAUCAAGGCCGGGUCUUCCUUGGGAUUAAAUACGGUUUUGGUCCUCGUUUCAAGAAACCCUAUCCAAUCACAUAUUACGGGAAUGUGGAUGCGACAAAGUUUGGACCAAUAUGCCCACAGAUCGAUGGCCGAGACAAAGCGGCUCGCUUGGGAACAACCGUUUCCGAUGAUUGUCUUUCGCUCAAUAUCUAUGCACAACAAGACUCUCCAUCACUAAACCCGGUGCUUGUUUGGAUUCACGGUGAUCACUUGCAAACUGGACACGCGAAUCUUGACCCAGAAGUUGUUAUUGAAAGAUUUGUCUCUCGUGGCGUUCUUUUCGUUUCUCUUCAAUAUCGAUUAGGAGCUCUAGGAUUUUUCAACAUUCGCCAAUUUUUCAAUGCCACUUCUGAAUGGGAAAGCGAAAUUGACUCGAAUGUUGGCGCUUAUGAUGUGCUUUUGGCAAUGAAUUGGAUACAGAAAAAUAUUGAAAGCUUUGGUGGUGAUCCCAGACAGGUUACGGUAGCCGGUCACUCUUCAGGUGCCUGCCUAGCAAGCGCCCUGCAUUUAUCAGGAAAAGCUCAAGGCUUAUUUCACCGUCUAAUUCUCCAAAGCGGCACUUCGGAGACGUGUUUUGAUGGAGUGAACGGGUAUCGGGAUAUGCCUGCAAAAAUGGCACAGCAAUUUUGCUCAAUCGAUCUACACUCGGCCGAUCUCGAUUCAAAUCUGAUUCACGAGUUGGAAAUUUGCAUGUUAAAGCAGGAAAUUGAUCAAUUUAUCGAAUUCGAUAAAAAAAAUUUCCUUGGUUGGAGUCUCGUGGUUGAUGGAGAGCUGUUCGAGGGGAUUCCCGCUGAAAUGAGCGAACGUUUGGAUGAUGAGAAAAUCGAGAUUUUGUUGGGGAUCACGAGAGACGAAUGGGCUUUUUAUGAAAUGAAGCUGAUGCAAUCGGGCAUGAAAGUCCUCGAUCCGUCCGUCUACAAUUGGAGAAGUGUCGUGAAAUUUGUUUUAAAGACACUAGCUUUUGCGUUUCCUCGAUCGGUGAUGAAUGAAAAGAUGCGAAAAAUCGCGGACGGAUACACCCUCUCAUCGAUCAAUAAACAUGUGGCAGCAUGGUUGGAAACGACAAAUGAUGUGUUAACAGACGCUUUCUUUGCUUCGAAACUCGUCCGAGAGAUUGAGAUCUAUCGAAAUCACACAAAAAACGCUUUUCUUUAUGAGUUAACGCAGCCUGCGUCAAGUUUUUCAAUUGAUGGAUAUAAACCUGCAAUGCAUGGUGAUGACGUCACGCUGCUCUUUGGGCGGAAAGAGUCAAAAGCGGCCAAAGAAAUGACGCGAUUGUGGACGGAUUUUGUAAAAGGUUUCUCCUCAAUUGCGCCUUUGAAUCGAUCAGAGUGGAACUAUGCCGAAAUCGACGAUCUUGGUGUCACUGAAAGACGGGAUUUUCGAAGAAAUGGUAAAACAAUC
Messenger RNA from Mesorhabditis belari, 1560 nucleotides. Lineage: Eukaryota; Metazoa; Nematoda; Chromadorea; Rhabditida; Rhabditidae. The record is from the annotation of a GenBank genome assembly.